AUGGGUCGUCUUAUCAAGAAUCAUUGGGCUCGGCUCAUUGUUAUGAGCGCCGCAGCUUAUCAGUUUGGAGCCGCUCUUGAGGGUUUCUUCUGGCCCAAGAUCUUCUGGGAUUUCCUAACCAAGACUCUGGACCCGGCAGUCAAGCCCAUACCAGUAUUGCAGAUUAUCAACCUGGUAAUGGCUCUGUUUAUGGUUGCCCUCGAAUGGCCUCUUGGUUUCAUUGCUGGCAGCUCGAUCCACCGCAGUCUUGAAUUCCGUCUCAUCAUCCUCCCUCUCACGACUCUCGCCGCCGCCCUCAUCUACCAAGGCACGAACGCCGCUUUAUACUACCUUAUCGCUCUGGUCGUGUACUUCUGGGCAUACAGUGAAGGAGAAAUCAUCUGCGCUAAGCCUUGGACACUCCCCCAGAGAGGUCGCAGUGGUGGUCGGGUCUAA
Messenger RNA from Colletotrichum truncatum, 435 nucleotides. Its product is annotated as pro41 protein. NCBI's taxonomy places the organism in Eukaryota, Fungi, Ascomycota, Sordariomycetes, Glomerellales, Glomerellaceae. The record is from RefSeq and is a predicted model, not a curated record.